This is a messenger RNA of Triticum dicoccoides, 2993 nucleotides long. RefSeq names its product TPR repeat-containing thioredoxin TTL1-like. Gene Ontology annotation, molecular function: protein binding. Gene Ontology annotation, cellular component: cytoplasm. Bases 163 to 2247 code for a protein of 694 amino acids. Lineage: Eukaryota; Viridiplantae; Streptophyta; Magnoliopsida; Poales; Poaceae. The record is from RefSeq and is a predicted model, not a curated record. The transcript has 7 exons.
CCCACCGCCACCGCCACCGCGCUUGACUCUUGCUUGCUUGGGCUCGCGUGUGCGUGCGUGCUUCUCUGGAGCUCGUCUUGCUAGCUAGCUAGCUCGGUCGGGCGUGUUCUUGCAUGCCUGCUUGGCCGGUGAGGGGGCGGCGCUGGUGGUGAGCGGGUGGCCAUGGCGUCGUCGGAGGCCGACCGGGUUCGCCGGCUGACGCUUGAGGCGGGCGGGGGCGUGGACAGGGACAAGCCGGACUCCAAGCGGGACGUGUUCGCGGAUCUCGGCUCGCCGGUCUCGCCGCUGCGGCUGCGGGCCACGCCGUCGUCCUCGUCCUCGUCCGCCGGGUCGGCCAAGUCGCCGGCUCUGUGCAAUGCGGCGGCGGGCGGCGGGAGGGGCGGCGGCGCUCGGAGCGUGAGCGGGAGGGGGAGCCACUCGGGCGAGCUGGCGGCGGAGAGCGGCAGCGGCAGCGCCAGCAGCAACCCGCCGCGGCCGCCCGGGCACCGGCGCUCCGGAUCUGGGCCGCUGAUUUUCUCCGGCGGGAGCGGCAGCUCGGGGGGCGGUGACGGCGGGAGCACGGCGAGCUCGCCGCUCACCAAUGCGCUCCCCACCGGCAACAUCUGCUCGUCCGGCCGCGUCGCGCCGGCGCCCGCCGCGCCCCGGCCGCGCGCGCGCCCGGACGUGCUCGGAUCCGGCACCGGCCACUACGGCCACGGCAGCAUCAUGCGGGGCGGCAUGGCCCCCGCGAGGAGCGGCGGCAUUGACGCCGCGCCGCUCGCCGGCAGAUCCUCGAGGUCCCCGGCGAGCUUCCCGGCGCCGCCGGACAGCCUGCAGGAGGUCACCCGGGCCGGGAACGAGCUGUACAAGCAGGGCCGGUACGGCGACGCGCUGCGGCACUACGACCGCGCCCUGGCGCUCUGCCCGGACAGCGCCGCGUGCCGCGGCAACCGCGCCGCCGCGCUCACCGGGCUCGGCCGCCUCGCCGAGGCCCUCCGCGACUGCGAGGAGGCCGUCCGGCUCGACCCGGCCAGCGGCCGCGCCCACGGCCGCCUCGCCGCGCUCUGCCUCCGGUUUGGGAUGGUUGAGAAGGCAAGGAGGCAGCUUACGCUGGCCGGGAACGCGAACCUGUCCGACCCUGCCGAGUGGCAGAAACUUUAUGAGGUGGAGAGCCAUCUGGGGAAAUGCAUGGACGCGAGGAGGAUCGGAGACUGGAAGAGCGCGCUGAGGGAAGCAGACGCCGCCAUUGCCAACGGAGCAGACUCCUCUCAGCUGCUCCUUGCCAUGAGGUCCGAAGCGCUUCUCCGGCUUAACAAACUAGAGGAGGCCGAUUCGACUAUUACGGGUUUGCUGAAAUUGGACAGUGCAUCCCUAUCUUCAAUGUCCACCAAACUGUCAGGCAUGGUAGCUGAUUCAUAUGUACAUGUUGUACAAGCCCAGGUCAACAUGGCAUUUGGGAGGUUUGAUGCAGCUAUUGGCAUUGCUGAGAAGGCUAGAGCUAUUGAUCCUGCAAAUGCAGAGGUUGGAUUGAUCCUGAAUAACAUGAGGCUAGUAGCACGGGCUCGAGCUCAGGGGAAUGACCUUUUUAAGGCGGGCAAGUUUGCCGAGGCAUCUAUCGCCUAUGGUGAAGGGCUCAAGCAUGAGUCCUCAAAUCCAGUGUUGUACUGCAAUAGAGCAGCUUGCUGGUCCAAGUUAGGUCGGUGGGCGAAAGCCGUUGAGGAUUGCAAUGAGGCGCUGAGGAUCCAACCUAGCUACACAAAAGCUCUCUUAAGGCGGGCAGCGUCCUAUGCAAAGCUUGAGCGUUGGGCUGAUUGUGUGCGAGACUAUGAGGUGCUUCGCAAGGAGCUUCCUGGCGACACGGAGGUUGCGGAGUCAUUGUUCCAUGCCCAAGUCGCGCUGAAGACAACCCGUGGUGAGGAGGUAUCAAAUAUGAAGUUUGGUGGAGAGGUUGAGAUAGUUACCAGCAUAGAGCAAGUCCGAGCUGCUAUACAUUCGCCCGGGGUGACUGUUCUUUACUUCAUGGCAACAAUGAAUCAGCAGUGUGCACAGAUUACCCCAUCAGUGGAUGCUCUUUGUUCCGAGUGCCCUUCGGUGAAUUUUCUGAAGGUAAAUGUUGAUGAGAGCCCAAUGAUAGCAAAGGCAGAGAAUGUGCGCGUAGUCCCGACAUUCAAGAUAUACAAGGACGGCGCACGGGUGAAAGAGAUGAUCUGCCCUAGCUUACACGUUUUACGCUAUUCAGUGAGGCACUAUGCUGUCUCCAAUUCUUGAGGAGGUCAUACCAGUGGCACCCAUACUAGUCCUUUGAUGCAUAGAGUUCCCCCGGUCGAUUGCCGGCAUUUUACCAACACAUUUUUUCUAUAGAAUCAGCCCCUCCACAGCACCUCAGCAGCCUCCAUUGAGCAUGAACCAAAUUAAAUUUUGUAUAUCAAAGAGUUUGCCAUCACCCCCCAUCCUGUUGCUAGUCCUGAGUCCUGACCCUUCAUUCGACCUAUUCUUGGAUCAUUUAGGCUCCCUCAUUUCCUACUAUCACUAGUACCCACCAUUGCAUCAACCUUGAGCAAUUCUUUCAUCUCUUGCAACUCUGCUCUCUGCCACCAUUUCCAUACAUUCAUUCUGCUCCGCGCCGUAGAAAGACAGACGCUUCUCAGAGAAAAAAAUAAAGCCCCUGACAUAUUUCUAGAUGCAUAUGCCAUUGUUAGAGAGGGAGGAGGAAGAGAUAAGAAGAGGCCUGCCGAGCGCCGGCUUCUUCGUUACGUGUACAUAAGUCAUAUUAUAGCAAACAAAAAUUGGAGGAUUGGUUAUUCUGCGGGGGAACGAACGGUCGCGCCGUUUUUGGCGCCGGGCCAGUUUCCAUUUGAGUUGAGAAGGAUGUUGAUGUAAUCUGGUAGGAAGGUUGUCAUUUUCAUGUCCUGUGGAGGGCCAUGUGGCGCUGAUGUGAUACAUAUACAUGCUGACAUUUCUUUCUUUCUUUGUUUCUAUGAAUAAAAAUAGCCCGACAUUCAUUCUUUCUGCCC